Molecule: messenger RNA, 2779 nt
Organism: Pelecanus crispus (Dalmatian pelican)
Lineage: Eukaryota; Metazoa; Chordata; Aves; Pelecaniformes; Pelecanidae
Source: RefSeq, a predicted model, not a curated record
CAGAAAAUGCUCUGAAGGCGAACUGGACAGCGCCUGCCAGAACUGAAUCUGUUUGGAAAAAAUCUUCCUUCACCCAAAGGCCUGUUUGUUGUCAAGAGGGAACCUCUACAACAGCCAAACUCUGCAAGUGAUGGGCUCUGAGAACAGUGCUUUGAAGAGCUACGUACUAGAAGAGCCACCGUUCACACUGCCAACUGGACACACAAUUUAUCCAGCCGUGCUACAAGAUGGCAAACUUGCUUCGGUCUUUGUGUACAAGCGAGAGAAUGAAGAUAAGGUUAAUAAAGCUGCCAAGCACCUGAAAACCUUGCGCCACCCUUGCCUUCUGCGCUUCCUCUCUUGUACUGUGGAAGCAAAUGGGAUCCACCUGGUUACAGAACGUGUGAAGCCUUUGGAGAUGGUCCUGGAGACACUCUCAUCUGCAGAAAUCUGUGCAGGAAUCUACGAUGUGUUGCUGGCGCUCAUCUUCCUCCACGACAGGGGAAACCUAACACAUAACAACGUCUGUUUAACAUCCGUGUUUGUAAGUGAGGAUGGGCACUGGAAGCUGGGAGGAAUGGAAACAGUCUGUAACUUCAAUGAAGCCACCCCAGAGUUCCUCUGUCAUGUGAAGUCAGUACGAGACCAGUCGUGCAUCCCUUGCGAGGAGAUGUCUGCAGAUUUCAAAAUUCUGCCCAACAGCUAUGGGCACGCAAGGGAUGCCUACGCGUUUGGAACAAUGGUUGAAAAUCUCCUGACAGUCCUAAACGAUCAGGUUUCAGCAGAUAUUCUCUCCAGCUUUCAGCAAACCUUGCACUGUACACUGCUGAAUCCAGAUCCAAAGUGUCGUCCACCACUGUCCAGCUUAUUGUGUCACGAGUUCUUCAGGAAUGAUUUUCUGGAAGUUGUGAAUUUUCUGAAGACCUUAACACUAAAGUCUGAGGAGGAAAAAACUGAGUUUUUCAAGUAAGUGAAGGACCUAUAAUCUGGAAAUUCCAAAAAAACAGAGGAGCUGAUAGCGUCACGGCUGGUGCCUCUUCUACUCAAUCAGCUCGUGUUUGCAGAACCUGUAGCUGUCAAGAGUUUUCUUCCUCAUCUGCUGGGUCCAAAGAAAGAGCAAAUUGGAGAAAGCCAGACCAGCUGCCUCCUGUCACCAGCCUUGUUCCAGACGCACGUCAUUCCUGUGCUGCUGAAGCUAUUUGAGGUUCACGAGGAGCACGUUCGAAUGGUGUUGCUGUCUCACAUUCAUGCCUACGCAGAACUGUUCUCUCGGGAGGAGUUGAAAAACAUCAUAUUGCCACAGGUAUUGCUGGGCCUUCGAGAUACCAGUGACUCUAUCGUUGCAAUAACGCUGCACAGCUUAGCGGUUCUUGUCUCCCUGCUUGGACCUGAAGUAGUUGUAGGUGGAGAAAGAACGAAGAUUUUCAAAAGCUCUGCACCAAGUUUCAUGAAAACUGCUGAUUUCUCCCCAGAAGACUCCCCCAGUCAUGUUGUAAGCAAUCAGAGAAAUCAAACCUCUCGGCCUUUGAAGAACAAUUCUAGUGUGUUGCCCAUCGCUGGAAACGUAGCUGUCAAGAAGCUGUCUGUGCGACAAGACAAUCCACUGGCUUUAAAGACAGGUGAGCAAGACACUCAGCCCCCCCUGAAUGGAAUUCCUGGAAGCAUUAAUAUGCUAGGGAGCAGCAGGAGCUCUUUCACUACCUCUGAAAAGCCUGCAGAGGAGUGGCCAGACUGGAGUGAGCCAGAGGAGACAGACACUGAGAAAACUGUGAACAUUCAAAUUCAGCCCCAAGAGCCGCGGGGCAGUGUGGGACCUUAUUUUGCUGAACAUGAUGUAGAUGAGAAGCCUUGGGAUGACUUUGAGCCCAGCAGCCCUAGUCCUGAACUGUCCUCAGGAAACUGCCUCACUGUGACACAAGCCGAUGCGGUUGAAACGCUGAGGCCUCUGCCAGGUACCCAUCAACUGAGCAAAGAAUUCAAAAGCCUCAGACUGAGUCCCCCCACAAAGUCCUGUCCUGGGAGCAGCUGGAGCAAUGACAAAUGGGACCACCAGGAACAACUGGGCCAAACUGUGCUGCCAAAACCAACCUUUCAGGAAAGGCUGAAGUCGUCAUCAGAGUCUGGCCUAGGAGAAGAAUUCACGAUCAAAGUGAAGAGGAAACCUGUGCAAGACCCUGAGCUGGACUGGUUUGCUGACAUGAUCCCAGACAUUAAACCUUCUUCGGCUAUUUUGAUUUUACCUGAAGGGAGGACAGAAGCAGUUGUUCCCCGUCACUCUGGUGUAGUAUCCAGCAGAGAAGGUGCCUCCCAGAACAUGCUGUUUUCAUCGAAAUUCGCAGCACCUGAUGUUAUUGAGGCUGAAGCUGCAGGCUGGGGUGAAGAAGAAGAGUUGAACUGGGAAGAUGAUACUAACUGGUAAUGGGACUGAAAGAGACAAAGGCAAUUUAUGGUGUGUUGGAUUCUGUAAGAGAAGUCACUGCUUCCCCAAUACAACAGAUAAGUACCUCAGCACUGCUUUUGCCAGAAGGCAGGCACUUGCUGCAGCAGCCAGCAAGAUCCCGUGGGGCCUGAUCUCUUGCAGUAGAUGCUGCUUUCCAGUCUGUGCCAAAAACUGCAGGGGUGAGGCCUGCACUCAAGCAAUAUGCCCAGCUGUGGUGCAUGCCCCUGCUACCGGAAGGAGGAACAGCGUGAUGGGUGUGUUGGUGCUGACAUGCUACUGGAGGCCAGGAGUGGUAUAAGCAAUUGUUCCAGAACUCAUCCCUGCUCUGAAAAACUGAUGACAAUAAAUGAAAGUCACACU